Messenger RNA from Gryllus bimaculatus (two-spotted cricket), 494 nucleotides. The record is from the annotation of a GenBank genome assembly. NCBI's taxonomy places the organism in Eukaryota, Metazoa, Arthropoda, Insecta, Orthoptera, Gryllidae.
AUGGGUUUGCGCAACCUGGCCACGCGCCUGCGCAUGCACACAGGCGAGCGGCCGUUCCGCUGCAACGCGUGCGGCAAGGUAUUGGUCGACUGGAUCAACCUGGCGGCCCACAUGCGCGCGCACGCGGGAGAGCGGCCCUAUCGCUGCGACGAGGCAUGUGCCCAGCUCUUUACUCUCACUCAAAGGCUUUGGAAUAUAGUUUUAGACCUACCUUCCUGCCUUUCGGAGCGCUGCAAAUUGAACACUGCGCGGUUAGCCAUGUUGAUAGCAAGUGUGUGAAGUGAAUAGCCGAAGCUCAUGUGCGUUUACGAGCGUUUACAUUAUAAUACAAAGUUUUUAGUGAAACAUUAUGGUCACUUGCUGUGUAGCAUUCGGUUGUACGAAUCGAGUGUAUGUUAAAAUCAUGCUUUGCCACUUAGCAUAAUGUCACAAUAGUUUUUUUACAUAAAAAAAUUAAUAAGACAGCAUUGCACAAAUUCAAUCACCCUCAUGAA